AUUGGAAAUGAUGUAAACAUAAAUUUAUGAACAUAACUCUUGACUAUAUUUUGAAAUUUCAAAAUAUUGAUCAAACACCAUCAUGGCAACGUAACACAACACCAGUAGAAAUAUUUACCAAAAUUAGUAUCAAGUCAAGUGAUUAAUACUCGAAGCACUACUGCCACAAUCUAUUGAACGUUUAAACAAAAAAAAAAAAAACUCAAUAAUUAUUUGAAACAAGUCUGAAUAAAAUGAUUGUCCCCUCAUGCGUUAAAUAAAAAUUCAUUAUCGCUCAGUGAUUUGUAAAAGAAAAUGCACGUUCAACUAUAAAAUAGAAUCCGUGUAAUCAAUUUAAAAGCUUACGUACAUUUAUCUAUAUCUAUAUAUAUAUAUCUACAUAUAUAUGUCUAUAGAUAUAAAAAAUUUAUCUACACAAAGAAAACUCCUUUUACUCGGUUUCGUGUUUCGCAUUUUUUCGUGAAUUGAAUUAAUAAUGAGACUUCUCAAGUUUUUGCUGCGUUAUUUUCCGCCAGGAAUAGCUUUGGAAUACAUACAAAGUGGGGAAGUUAAAACUAAAAUGAUUGAUUUGCUCGAUCUUGAUGCUAAGACAGACAUAAAAGCAUUGGCGUUGACUAUAAAAAAUAACGAGCCGAUAAUAACCGACAGUGUGAUGGAACAAUUAGAGGAGACGUUGUUGAAACUGCAGUCGAAAGUAUGCGAUGACAAUAUAAAACAUUACUACAAGUACAAGACACUCAAGACCCAUUUGUUGCCGCUGACUAACAUUGCGUUUGAUAAAUUAGGUAAAAGAUGCCUGACGGGCAGCUAUGACCGAACUUGUAAAGUUUGGGACAUUGACAGUGGAAAGGAGCUUCUUACUCUCGAAGGCCAUAAGAAUGUAGUCUAUGCCGUGUCCUUCAACAACCCGACUUCCGACAAAAUACUGACUGGGUCUUUUGAUAAAACUGCGAAUCUCUGGUGCUCACGCACUGGCCACUGUUAUCACCAGUUUUGGGGUCAUGACGCUGAAGUUGUUGCCGUUGAGUUUUCUCCAAGUCAAUUGAGAAUAGCCACUGGCUCAAUGGACACUACUUCCAAAAUUUUUCAAAUUGAUACCGGACAAGAAGUCGGAACAUUGAAGGGCCAUUACGGUGAAAUAAUUUCGCUUCAUUACAAUAACGAUGGCAAUCAAAUAAUAACUGGUUCAUUUGAUAAUACCAUAAAUAUCUGGGACACUAGAAUUUUAAAAAAAAUCACAAGUUUAGUCGGACACGCCGGAAAAAUAUCAAACUGUCUCUACAGUUUUGACUGCACACUAAUAGCGUCAUCCUCGCUGGACAACACGGCCAAGAUCUGGGACGUCCGAAUGUGCGGUUGUCUCGGUACCUUGUCCGGUCACGAGGACGAGGUUCUAGACUUAGCGUUAAAUAACCAGGCCAGUAAAUUAGCGACAGCGAGUAGCGAUGCGACAGCGAGUCUUUGGGACAUCACCGGAGCUUUUAAAAAAAUUUUUACCCUCGAAGGCCAUCGGGAAGAAGUUUCUAAAGUUUGCUUUAGUCCGAAUGGCAGCAGUAUAUUGACUUCAUCACUAGACAAAACAGCUAGAUUAUGGUCAACAGAUACUGGCCGGUGUAUACAAAGUUUAGUUGGACAUACAGAUGAUGUCUUCAGCUGCGCAUUCUCGUAUAAUGGUGACACGAUAGUUACUGCAAGUAAAGAUAACACAUGCACCAUAUGGAGAUGACUCGAUUGGUUUCAAGUGAAAAAUUAACGUGCGUAUAAAUGGAUCAACCGGUUGGAUGAGGACAGGGAGUUGUAGUGAAUAUAAAAGAGGGAGAAAUGGCCUCGUCGAGCAAUUAGAGCAUUUAAACGCGUCGGGUUAUCGCCGUAAUAGCCUUUCGUGAGUGUCUUACUAUUAUUAUUAUCAUUAUCAACUGUUUUUUAUUUUA
Messenger RNA from Microplitis mediator, 1931 nucleotides. Its product is annotated as dynein assembly factor with WDR repeat domains 1-like. The transcript is spliced from 9 exons. The coding region runs from base 476 to 1726 and encodes 416 amino acids. Gene Ontology annotation, biological process: mRNA splicing, via spliceosome. NCBI's taxonomy places the organism in Eukaryota, Metazoa, Arthropoda, Insecta, Hymenoptera, Braconidae. The record is from RefSeq and is a predicted model, not a curated record. Gene Ontology annotation, molecular function: U4 snRNA binding; U6 snRNA binding; protein binding. Gene Ontology annotation, cellular component: U4/U6 x U5 tri-snRNP complex.